Messenger RNA from Notodromas monacha, 672 nucleotides. Lineage: Eukaryota; Metazoa; Arthropoda; Ostracoda; Podocopida; Cyprididae. The record is from the annotation of a GenBank genome assembly.
AUGCGAGGCAUCAGAGAAGGAAGAAAUUGGAUCCCCACUACCACCCAUUUUACCCCUCCACCCUCGGUUUUUGCAGGAACAGCGGCCGAGAGAUCAUCAUCAAACGCAUUCGAGGCACGCAAUUUGCUUCUCGCCCGCUGUCCGGAACAGAUGCCGCGACUCGCAUCCGCAGCUUAUCUGGGCUUCGCCCUCAGUGCAAUUAUACCCUGUAAGUUCGACUCUUUGUGCAGGACCGAGGUGACGUUUUUCCUCAUCAGAGUGUUUUUCAACAUUCUGGCAAUGGUUGCUGUGAUGAAGUUCUACCGAAGAUUGCGAGAUGGAUUCUCGUGGAAAGACCCUGAGGAGAUCGAGCUCUACAAGGCGUCAAAAGGUUUGGGUCUCAGAAAGCACAUGGGGUUAAGAGAAACGGGGUUCUCUACACAGCCCCACGACACGGCGAGAAUAUGUAUGAACCACCGUCGGAAGGCUGGUGAUGAUGAUGGUGAUGAUUAUGAGAGAGAGAGAGAGAGAAACCACGAAGAAGGCAAAAAUUCUACGUGCCAAAUGAUCAGCUAUAGGCGAUACAUUAUUCCACCUUUUGUUGAUAUAUCCCCAAAAAACCCCGAGCUGCUUCGCAUUAUCGGCUCCAUCCCGAGUACAUUUUCCUCAGGAAGACCGAAACCCAGGCGAUAA